Messenger RNA from Pectinophora gossypiella (pink bollworm), 2072 nucleotides. RefSeq lists its product as uncharacterized. Bases 71 to 2071 code for a protein of 666 amino acids. Gene Ontology annotation, molecular function: polyubiquitin modification-dependent protein binding; metallopeptidase activity. Gene Ontology annotation, cellular component: BRISC complex; BRCA1-A complex. The transcript is spliced from 10 exons. Gene Ontology annotation, biological process: double-strand break repair. Lineage: Eukaryota; Metazoa; Arthropoda; Insecta; Lepidoptera; Gelechiidae. The record is from RefSeq and is a predicted model, not a curated record.
GCUGCCUGGGGGCAAGAUAAAGCGUGUAUUCGAGUUUAAUGUUUUGCGUGUUGCGCACAAUAAUAAAAAGAUGGCGGAAGAAGACGAGAUAGAUAUUUUAGGAGAUUUUUCAUUUAAUUCUUGUCUGGCUCAAAAUAACCAAGGGAUACCAUCCUGCUCGAACCGUGAAGAUACUGUGCAUCCUCAGUGGCUCCUGGACUCAGUGUCUACGAAUUGGUAUGAUAACCAGACUAAAGAUAGUGCUAGACUUCAUUUCAGGAUGAAGGAUGGACCCUCACGAAGACUGACAGGCAACAAGUUAGAAGAGAAACAUAAUGGAGAAGUUCAUACAACUUGGAGUCAAAAUGAAAGAGAAUUACUAGUUAGAGAAAUGGCAAAGUAUGGACGAAAUGUACGUAAGAUAUCACAAAUGUUGAAAACAAAGACUGAGGCAGAAAUUCAAGCUUUAAUUGAAGCAGAGUAUGGUGUCCACCUGGAGACUCCAUCUUUUGGUAUGGAUAAGCACGAAGACCAUGAUGGCACACCCACUGCAGUACAGGAGGAAAUUGUUACUGAUGAAAUACCCAGUGUCUUAGACAUCGUCACAACGGGAAAACCAACGGUACCUUCACCAAAAAAGCAUUUUAGAAAGAAAACAUACAAUACAAAAAAACUUAGCCUACUAAGGCCAGAUGCAUUAUUAGAUAGCAAAAAAAGUGAAAUAUCCAUAAAUCCAGCGGAGAUAUUUUACGAAGACGACAUGAUUAUAGGUUCAACAGAGUCAGUGGGAUCAGAUAUGGAUUCUGUGGAUAUUUUAUCGCAGAAGAUGGCAAAACAGCAAAAGGAGAAGGUUAAGGCUAUGAAGAAGAUGGGAAACCACAGGAGAAAAGUGUCAAAAAACUAUGAUAGAGGGAAAAUUUAUAAAAGUAAGGAGCUGUUAAAGUCCCCUCUGGGUCGACAGAGGAAAGACUCGAGUCUGUCAGAGGACAGUGUGAAGAGCCCCAAGAUGCAGAUUGUACUUGGGUCAGGCCAAGCCCUGCCUGUCUCUGAAGGGGAACAAGUGAUAAAAAUAGAGAAAAAGAAAGACUCUGAGCCAGAAAGUGAUAUAGAGAUAGACAUAGAUAGUGAUAAUGAAGAAAGAGUAAACAGGAGGAAAGAGGAAAGACUGCCAAAAGAAGAACCAAUAGCUGUCCCGCUGGGGAAACUGCAGCCCGUGCCUAGGAGACAGAAGAGAAUUAACCUGAGCGGCGAUGGUGGCUACACAAUAAUGCAUACGGCGGCGGGCGACCUGUACUCCGUGGCGGCGGAGCCCCGCAGGGAGCGCGUCAAGAAGCCCGCGGACCACGCCGAGCACCUCAUACAGUGCCGCAUGUAUAAUAACGACAAGCCGGCGCCAUACGAGGUGCACAUCUCCGUGUCGUGUCUGAUCGCGAUGGACGUGCACGCGCACACGUCCCGCGCCGAGGUGAUGGGGCUGCUGGGCGGCGGCGCCGCCGGCGGGGCCGUGACGCUGCGCCGGUACCGGCGGGCCGCCGCCGCCGCCGCCAAGAUGCACUGCGACAUGGACCCCGUGUCCCAAGCAAUGGCUUCCGAGUACAUCAGCUCGCUGGGGCUAGUGGUGGUGGCGUGGCACCACUCCCACCCGUCGUUCCCACCUGCUCCGUCCGCCACGGACCUUCACACCCAGCGCGCAUUGCAGGCCGCCCUGGAGCGUGGGACCCCACUGCUGGGCGUCAUCACCUCGCAACACUGGCCGACUGGCCGUCACGCUAGUCAGUACCGUUGCAUCCGCGUAGAAGGCACGGACUCGAACGGCAACCCCACAGGCUACCAGUUCAGCACGCGGCUGCAGCCUGACCUGACCGCGGACAGUCUGCCCGCGUUCAUACAGGAACUGACCGCGCUACGCGACGCCAGCGACAAGAACGAGUACACCGUCCACAUGGGGACGGACGUCUGUCCGCAAGCCGGGGUCACUUACUUGGAGAAGUGCAUAUCAAGCAUAACCCACCACAUGCGCUCGGCCGGCUACGAGGACACCGACCCGGUCAUAGAGCAGCUAACACAGGGCGUACGAGACGUCUUCAGAUAAA